Messenger RNA from Nyctereutes procyonoides (raccoon dog), 3507 nucleotides. RefSeq names its product PH domain containing endocytic trafficking adaptor 2 (gene PHETA2). The coding region runs from base 1211 to 2143 and encodes 310 amino acids. The record is from RefSeq and is a predicted model, not a curated record. Gene Ontology annotation, cellular component: trans-Golgi network; recycling endosome; early endosome. Gene Ontology annotation, biological process: endosome organization; receptor recycling; retrograde transport, endosome to Golgi. NCBI's taxonomy places the organism in Eukaryota, Metazoa, Chordata, Mammalia, Carnivora, Canidae. The transcript is spliced from 4 exons.
ACUGACGUGAAAGGAGCCCUGAGAAGGUAGAGCCGAGGGGAGGGGUAAGAAGGAAGAACGCCCGAGGCUGCAGGAAACUGCAAGGGCUAGAGCUCGGAGCCGGGAACCACCGAGUUCAGGGGUCGAUGUUCCACCCCGCGGGCUCCCGUGGGCCGUGGGAACCCCAGCCCCCCGCCGCUGGCCCCCGUCGGAACUCCUGCAGCCCCCAGGACAGCCCGCCAAGGAGCAACCCCCAGAAACAGAGACGCGAGGACCCCGGCCCGGGCGGAGUCAGCGGGAAGCUCGGCGGGGCCUCGCGGGCUGGCUAGGAGCCCGCCCAGAGGAGGCGCCGGGCCGAGCCGUCCCGGGCUUGGCUCCGUGGGGAAAGUGGGCCGGGCGCGACGAGGGGGCCGGAGGGGGAAGGGAAGGUCCGAGCUCUCCCGGCGGUGGGCUGGGUCCGAGGCGCGGACGGCCUGCGGCGGGGCCCUGGGUUCGAGGUCGCCCGCCGCUGACCAGCUCCGCCCCCGCCCCUCGGGCCUCAGUUUCCCUCCCGCGUGGAUGGAGGGGCGAGUCCGGGGCCCGUCCGUGUGUCUCCCGCUGGAAUGUAGGCUCCAGGAGGGAGGGACUGCUUUGUCCAUCGUUGCAUUCUCGGCUAUUUCAGUACUUUCCGAGGGCCCCUUCCCGAUGGGCUGCAUGUUGGAGGUCACACGGGCAGCCAGUCGAGGAGUCCUGCCCUACACGUGCCGGGGCUGGGGAUAGUGCUGUGCCCCAGGAAUCAUGUAAUCAAAGGGCCGAGCUGUGUGGCCAGACCAGAGAGGCCCCUGCCCUCUUGCUGGGAGCUCUGUGGGUCUCCGUCUAAGCUUCUCCCCCGCCGUGGAGGAAUGGGGCCAGCCUGCCUCACCCUGCCUUCUGACCCCGAAGGCUUCAGAUUCUUAAGGAAAGGGUAACUGUGCCAUUAACGAAUGAGACGCUGGCAGGGGCCCAGGGGGGGUCACAGAAACCUUGGAGGUUUGGCCUCAGGGUUGGAGCUAAGGGACCCCUGGAUUAAGGGAUGGUUUAAGCUAAUAUCUUUUUCUUUGGGUUUUAAAAAACUGUAUCAACCCCCUCCAUGCCUCCCGGUCUGGAACAGGCAUAUUAUCCUUCUCUCUGGGUCCUCUGACAUCCAGGUUUUUGCAUGAUCCUCCCAAUCACCAUUUGAGAGAAGAGGCAGGGAUGCCCGCCCAUUUCACAGAUGAAGACACUGAGACCUCAGGGCACACAGCGAAUAGAGGCCACAGGGCUGGGGCCCAGGUCUCCUCCAGGGCCAGCCUUCUUUGCCCAACAGGGGCACAGAGCUGCCUUCUCCUCUGACCUGUGGCCACCGUCUCCCCUCACAGUGCUUAUAGGAGCCAUGAAGCUGAACGAGAGGAGUGUGGCCCACUACGCACUGAGCGACUCCCCGGCAGACCACACGGGCUUCCUGCGCACUUGGGGGGGUGCAGGGACUCCGCCGACCCCCAGUGGUGCUGGCCGAAGGUGCUGGUUUGUCCUCAAAGGCAACCUGCUGUUCUCCUUUGAGAGUAGGGAGAGCCGGGCCCCGCUGAGCCUGGUGGUGCUGGAGGGCUGCACGGUGGAGCUGGCCGAGGCUCCCGUGUCUGAGGAGUUCGCCUUCGCCAUCCGCUUCGACGCCCCUGGCGUGCGCCCACACCUGCUGGCGGCAGAUGGGCCGGCGGCCCAGGAGGCCUGGGUGAAGGCACUGUCCAGGGCGAGCUUCGGCUACAUGCGCCUGGUGGUGCGCGAGCUGGAGAGCCAACUGCGCGACGCCCGCCACAGCCUGGCCUUGCGUCGCCACUCAUCCUGGAAGGCUGGUCCCGGCCACCAAAAGCCCCAGGCUCCUGAGCGCCCAUCUCCGGGCCCAGAAAACGGCCACCCCGUCUCCAAGGAUUGCCGGCCCGAGGACCUGGUUGAAGAAAGGGGCAGCAGGCCAGGCGGCCGGGGCUUGGCCGAGUGGCAGGGCCCUGCCGGCCUCUUCCUGGGCAGGCGGCAGAGCCCCUCGCUCCCCGAGACCUCCUACUUCUCGAUGCUGCACAACUGGUAUGGCCAGGAGAUCCUGGAGCUGAGGCAGAGGUGGCUGCAGAGGGCCUGGGCCAGCCGGCCGGAGCGCGAGAAUCGGGAUGGGCACUGAGCCCCGGUCUGGCGGGCAUGGCCCUUAUCCUGCCGGUCAGGACACUAGGGCCAGGGCUUUUUCCAGAUUUUAAUGAAUGUUUUUUGUUUGUUUUUUUUAAGUGACUUUUUUUUUUUUGAGAGGAUUCUUUCUUUCCUGUUUUUUAGGCUUUCCCAGGGUCCAGAGCUACCCUCUUGCCUGGAGGGGACUGAGGAGUCAUUACUCCCAACUCCUUUAUUUCCUGAGGCCCAGGGAGAGGGAGGGCCUUGCUCCGCAGCCCCACGGCCAGACUCAGCCUCCUCCCUCUGUGUUCGGGCCCCUCUCUCAGGGGAUGCUAAUGAAAUGGAGGAAGUGGGAAAUAUUACGUGGCGGUAGGCUGCCGUGCCCUGUUACCUACACACCCGACUCUACAACCACAACUUCCUACACAGGGAGUCUUGUGUACCUUUAGAUACCAGAAGUUGGGUGAAGUGUUAGUUCAAGGGACUGACAUCGUCAGAGAAAGUAGAUUUAUUGUUAUGGGGGUUUCUGGGGCCCAGCUCUUCCUGAGCGGUGGGGCACAGGACCCCCACUCUGCAGCUUGAGUGGGGCCCUUUGGAGGGAGAGGGCCUUCAGCCAGCAACGAGGGAUUAAUUCUGCUCGGAGAGUGUUGGGGCUCCCAGCUUCUCUCCCUGGCUGCCCUGUCUAUAGAUGGUGCUUGUCAUCGCCCCAGGAGGGGCUGGUGGCUUUUCAGCGUCAGCAGAAAUCCUUCCUGUAUUCUGUCUUCAGAUGCCAGCUCCUGGAGCUGCCGAGUGGGGAGGCCGUGUGGCUCCCUGGGGAAGCCCUUCAGUCCAGGGCAUUCUCGGAGCUUGGACACAGGCUUCCCAGCACUCUUCUCCCGACUGCCCUCCCAAAGAGCUGUUCCUGAUCCUGAACCCAGCCUGGGAACUCCUUCACCGCCCUGUUUGUCAGCCAGUGCAGGUCUGCCAAGACCCUCUCAUGGAUCCUCCCAGCGGCACGGCCCCAAGUGUUUUAUCGAUGGUUUAGGGUGUCGGCGUGUCUGGGUGGAGAGAGCCAGCAGCCAGCCCGGCCUGAGCCCUUGGGGUGUGGCCGCCGUGGCCGGUCGGGGAUGCAGAGCCUGGGCCGACAGGCCGCUCUCCACACACCCAGCCGGCCCCUGAGCCUCUCCGUCCCCUCUUAGCAGCUUGGGUACACGGCCCAGGGCCGGACCAGGUCUGGAGGCUUCGCGGGCCCAGUCCCAAAGGCUUGUUUCCCAGGAGGCGGGGCGGCCGCCUUCCCAGCCCCCUGCUUCAUACAGAUACCACAGCCUUUUGUUAUCGUUCUUAUGGUUAUUACAGUGUUUUUUUUUUAUAUAUACGAUUAAAACACUAAGUUUUUAUUACUCA